This is a messenger RNA of Bactrocera oleae (olive fruit fly), 7782 nucleotides long. RefSeq names its product phospholipid-transporting ATPase VD. The record is from RefSeq and is a predicted model, not a curated record. Gene Ontology annotation, cellular component: plasma membrane. Gene Ontology annotation, molecular function: ATP hydrolysis activity; magnesium ion binding; ATPase-coupled intramembrane lipid carrier activity. Lineage: Eukaryota; Metazoa; Arthropoda; Insecta; Diptera; Tephritidae. Gene Ontology annotation, biological process: phospholipid translocation.
UGGUUCCUGUACGUAGGGUAUAAUCUCUCUUUUAAUUUUAUUUUUCGUGUUCAAAAUAUAUUAGUAUGGCAACAUUGGUUUUUUGAUAUUUACAACAUUUUGUUAUUGUAAAAAUUAAUAAAAUUGAAGAAUGAUUUAAAUAUUGAAAUAUAGCUAUAUAUUCAGCAAAUAAUAUAAAACAUAUCAAAAAAAGAAUUAGUGAAGUGUUAGUGGAUAUAAAAGUGAAAAAAUAAGUGUAUAGUUUAUUUGAAAUCCAAAAAAUACGUACUUUAAAUAGUUGAAAUUUUCAACUUUCAACGUAAAUAUCUCGAUAUAUUCUUGAUCUGAAAGAUCUCUUUUAGCCGCCCAUACCCGUUUUAUCACCGAAAGCCUGGUACGGUAUACCAAAGCCGAACCGGAAAUUUUUUGACUCCAACUCAACACAUGGAAAAAUGUUACCUUUCGGUACACAGCCUAUGUAUAAAAGUCAAACGUAGAUAUGUGAAAGUGCAAACACUCGAUUAGUGUUGAAUAACUACCACUUUUAGUUGAAGUACGGACUACCAUAUGAUGAACCUGUGAGUAAUAGACGUAAAUUCUCGUUCUCAUCUAUUUAUCUAACUUUUUUGAGUGAUUGGGAAGUGUCGAAAAGCGCUUUUGAUAUUAAAACGAAGAACAAAUGACACUUAAAUUACCUUUAAAAAAGUAUAGGUGAAAAAUUAUUAGAAAUUGUAGAAUCUAAUAUGAAAGGUUCAGUGCAAGUAUUAAAAGGGUGUACAUUAUUUGAUACGUUAUGUGCCUUCGAUUGAGUAAAAGUGUAACUGGUUCCAUUAUUUAUCUACAUACGUACAUACGAUAUUGUGUCGUAUACACAUAUUACAAUUUGUGAUAUUGAAAAAAUGCAGAGGAAUGCAAUUUAGGACACGCAAACAGCCUAUUUAUUUAAUACAUUGCGGAUGUCCCCAUAAGCUGCAAUAGUAGGAUUUGAUUUCAAAUCAAUCUAUUACUAAAUAGUAAUUACCAAACAACAAAUAAGUACAUAAUCGAAAAGUGUAAAGAGAAUUUAAAGUUAAACAAAAAAUAUGCAAAUUAUAAAAAAUGGUUCUUAUUUAAGAGUGUCUUGUGCAGUUUGCUCUAAAUAAACAAAAGGAGGAAAAUAGAUUUAUUAAAAUUUAUCUUAAAAAAAUUGGUAACUUUAGUUAAUUUUGCAGUCUGAUUAAUUGCGAGCUUUCGAAUUUGCUUGCGUCGACAACUCUAAUCGGAAAGAACAGCAGCAAUAAAGCUGUUUUGCGCACGGUUCUAUCAUAAAAAUAUUUUAAAUUUGUUAUAUAAUGAAUUUAAAAGGACAAUUUAAAAUUGUCAAUUUUUAAUUUGAUUGCUGUUUCGAACCAGUAGCUGUAGUUUAUGAUUACAAGUUCGCAGAUACACAUGGUGUCUUGUAAUAAUGCUUUCAGGGAAUACCGAAGAGUUGCGGCAAAAGUUUACAAUUGUACAGCAACAGCGUUCAGCCCCGUCAACAUUGCCGGUGCCAAAUUUUGCGUUAUUGCAACAAAGAAUUACGACGUACGAUCCUCUACAUGGAGCGCAGAAAAUUCCUUUGCAAGAACCCGAACGUACCUAUGUCUUUCCCGGAGCUGUAAAUACUGGCGAAGGCAUUAUUCGUAGUAUGGCGACAGGUAUACCUGGCGUGGCUGUGGUAUCUGCGCCCUCCCGUAAUCUCAGCGUUGAUACAACUAGUCGCGGCCAUAUACGAUCCGUAAGCCAUGGCGGUGGUACCAUUUUGGGUCCGAGUGGUCGGCCAAUAAAAUCAGCUAUGAAAGGACAUCAACGUGCUUUUUCACAAGGUCAAAUUACAGAUUCACCUGGUACGACUGAUGCCUCACGCGGUCAUAGUCGUGUUGGUUCGAAAACAGAUUUUAUCCUCCCACCUGGUCACAAGGAGGAAACUGAAACUCGUGAUUUUGGGCCAUCUGUUACAUCGUCAUCAGGUGGCCGAGGUCAUUCUCGGCAAGCAUCACGCUCGGAAUCAAUAUACACACUGAGGCGCUCCGAAACACCACCUUGGUGGAAGCGUAUAUUAGUUUGUCAUAGUGAGAAAUUAGAUGAACGAAGUUAUCGAAUAGUUAUACCUAAUCAUACAGUUCCACCAAAAACUCCAAAACGCGAUCACCCGAAUGGCGAUUUCGUGGGUAAUAAGAUCCGCACCACAAAAUACACUUUACUUUCGUUCAUACCGAAAAAUCUACUCGAGCAAUUCCAUCGUGUCGCGAAUUUAUAUUUUAUUUUUAUCGUAUUACUAAAUUGGUUUCCGGCUAUAAACGCUUUCGGUAAAGAAGUUGCCAUGAUUCCAGUUCUGUUUGUGCUUGGUGUUACAGCAGUUAAAGAUUUAUUCGAAGAUAGACGUCGUCGUUCUUCGGACAAACGAAUUAACAAUACGACAUGCCGAGUUUAUGACAGUGAAACGGAGCGGUAUAAAAAGAUAAAAUGGCAAGAUGUUCGCGUUGGUGACCUAGUUCAUUUAUCAAAUAAUGAAACGGUACCAGCAGACAUAUUACUUUUAAGAACUAGCGACUUGCAUGGCGCCUGUUAUAUCGACACUUGCGAUUUAGAUGGGGAAACAAAUCUUAAACGAAGAGAAGUUGUUCGCGGUUUCACCGAUAAACAGAAUAUUUUCACCCCUAGUAAAUUCGUGAGCCGUAUCGAAGCUGACGCACCCACCACAAAGCUUUACAGAUUCCAUGGAGCCUUAAUAAAUCCGACAGGGGAGCGUAUUCCGAUUGCAACUGAAAACUUGCUUCUGAGGGAGAGUCGCUUGAAGAACACUGAUUUCAUUGAAGGGGUCGUGGUAUAUACAGGCCACGAAACAAAAUCAAUGCUUAACAACAGUGGGCCUCGCUAUAAGCGUUCGCAAGUCGAGCAGCAGAUGAAUAUUGAUGUGAUAUGGUGUGUGAUAAUUUUACUGAUAUUAUGUAUUGUGGGCGCAGUUGGCUGCAAAAUGUGGUUAAGCUCUUUUGAGCAAUUUCCUGUACCAUAUCUACCUUUUGAUGUUCAUCCAAACUACGAAGGUCUGUUGACUUUUUGGACAUACAUUAUAAUAUUGCAGGUGAUGAUUCCAUUGUCUUUGUACGUUACCAUUGAAUUAUGCAAAAUUCUGCAAGUUUACCAUAUUCACAACAAUAUUGACUUGUAUGACGAGGAUACAAAUAAAAAAACAGAAUGCCGUGCGAUGAACAUUACUGAAGAGUUAGGACAAAUACAGCAUAUAUUUUCAGAUAAGACAGGAACACUGACAGAAAAUAAAAUGCUAUUUCGACGAUGUGUUGUCAAUGGCAUAGACUACGCUCAUCCGCCUUCAGAGCUGGAACGAUUGCAUUCAAAGCCUGGAACACCAGCUCCACCGCUCAUAACAAAUUCCACAUUAUUAAAUGAUAUGCUAGAAUUAAUAAAUUCUGGUCAGUAUUUGUCAUCAAAUGCCCAACGGCUACAGGAGUUUCUUUUGGUAUUGGCAAUUUGCAAUACGGUGAUAGUAAGUGCCACACCACAUCAUGAUUUGAUGAAUGCUAGUGGUAUAAUUGAGGUUCAAGGAGCAGCCAGCAGUGAUUCAGUAGUACUAAAAAAUGUAAAAGACAACCAUGUUCCUUUACAACAUAUAACACAAACAGAUUCAUCUUCUUCAUCGUUAACUAUAGCUAAUAAUAAUUUAGCAUCUGCAAUACCAAUUGAUCGUUAUACUCGCUUAGCUGAAUCACGUUCCGUAACACCAUCACCACCACCAAACCUUGCCUAUGUUUUACCAACACAGACACAUAUACCAUCGUUAUCCCCAAUAAGCAGCUCAGCAGAGACUACGCCUACUUCUGAAUCACCUCAUAUGAAAAUAAAGUCAUUUUCAAAUAGCAUAUCACCGACAGGACGAGCGAAAGCAGCGAUAAAUUCCAAAAUAAGUAGCCUUACUUCAUUCCUGAAUGUAAGGGUUCAAACAAAAAAAUUUAAGAACAAGUUAAAUCAAACAAAAAUUCAACAAUCAUUUAAAACGGCUAACGGCAGACCAUUGUAUGAAGCCGAGAGUCCAGAUGAGCUUGCGCUUGUAAAUGCUGCUUACAGUUAUGACUGCUGUUUAGUCAAUCGAAGUCCAAAUCAUAUACUAGUUAGCAUUCCUAAUUCUGGGAUGGUGGAGUAUGAAGUUUUAAAGGUUUUGCCAUUUGAUUCGAGCCGCAAGUGCAUGUCAAUUGUUGUGCGCCGUACAGGAACACAAGAAAUAGUGCUUUACACAAAGGGCGCUGACAGCUCUAUUAUGCCCGUAUUAGUAUCAAGCGCUUCAAAUACGCCAGAAGGUUUGAUACGAGAAAAAACUCAACAGCAGUUGGACCGUUAUGCUCGUGACGGUUUGCGUAUAUUAGUUAUGGCAAAACGAAUAUUGAAUCCCGUCGAAUAUACAGAAUGGUGGGCACACCACGAAGAAAUUGAAAUGUCGUUGGAGAAUAGAGAACGACGCAUUCGUGAUUCAUUUGCGAAGCUGGAAUGUAAUUUGACAUUACUAGGUGCUACAGGAAUUGAGGAUAGACUUCAAGAUGGCGUUCCGGAAACGUUAACUGCUCUGAUUUCGGCUGGUAUAUCGGUGUGGGUGUUAACUGGCGAUAAGCCAGAAACUGCAAUAAAUGUUGCUUAUUCUGCCAAACUUUUUACUCAACAGAUGGAGUUAUUACGUCUAACGGCUCGUUCGCGUGAUGCUGCGGAGAGUGCAAUUAAUUUCUACCUAGCUGAUUUUGACAACAGCAAAUCAUUAUAUGAUACACAUACUCGACUAAAAACACGUGCUUUGGUUGUCGACGGCAAAACAUUGACUUUUAUCCUGGAUUUACGAUCGAAACUCAUAAGACCUUUCCUGAAAUUGGCUAAAAGCUGUGCUUCUGUGUUGUGUUGCCGUUCGACACCUCUUCAGAAAGCAUAUCUGGUUAAAGUGGUAAAAGAUGAGUUGCGUCUAUGUACUUUGGCAAUUGGUGAUGGUGCGAAUGAUGUUUCAAUGAUACAGAUGGCAGAUGUUGGCGUUGGUAUUUCCGGUCAAGAGGGUAUGCAAGCUGUUAUGGCCGCUGAUUUUACGUUAUCACGGUUUCGCUACUUGGAACCUUUAUUGUUAGCUCAUGGAUACUGGUGUUACGAUCGUUUGUCGCGCAUGAUACUUUAUUUCUUCUACAAAAAUGCUGCCUUCGUGUUCUUAAUAUUUUGGUACCAACUAUACUGUGGCUUCUCGGGCUCUGUUAUGAUGGAUCAAAUGUAUCUGAUGUUGUAUAAUUUAAUAUUUACGUCUCUGCCGCCGCUUGCCAUAGGUGUCUACGACAAACGCGUGCCUGAGGAUUUUUUACUACGAAAUUGUUUUUUAUACAAACAUGGUCGUUUGGGUCUUGCCUACAAACCGCAUGAUUUCUGGAUAGUACUAUCAGAUUCGUUAUAUCAAAGUUUAGUGGUAUUUUUCAUUGCCUUAUGCGCCUACGCGGAAAGUGAUGUUGGCAUAUGGGAGUUCGGAGCAACCAUAACAGCUUCCUGUUUGUAUACGAAUUUAGUCCAUGGUGCACUCGAAAUUAGAUCAUGGACUGUACUGCAUCUGCUCUCUAUUACCAUAAGUCUUGGUUCCUUCUAUGCUUUUUCUGUUAUUUAUAAUGCAACUUGUGUAAAUUGUUUUGGACUACCUUCUACUUAUUGGGUAAUAUUUCGCUGUUUAGGCUCUUUACUUCAUUGGCUUGUGAUACUUAUAUCGACAUUGGUGGCUGUUUUGCCUAGGCUGCUAUUUACAACAAUUAAAAACUCAUUAUUUCCUGACGACAGUGCAACAGUUUUGCUGCAGAAAAAAAGAGAUCGGAGUAGAGGUGAGGGUUUGUUAGUUGCUUGGUCAAGGUCAACAUCAGCUUCAUCAAUUUAUAGAAUCGCCGAUUAUGGGUCUAAGAAUCAAAUUAUAACGACUAUUUCUUGAUAAACGCUACCGAAGAGGAUAUUUUAUACAACAAAGGUUAUCAUCAGGAUAUUUAGUGCUGAUCAAUAUUUGGAAAACAAUCAUAUGUAAAAAGAGUUAUUGAAAUACAUACAUAUAUAAUGGUGCGAAAGUGUAGUAUUAAUAUAUACAUGUGUGUGACUGAGUUAGUUAAUACGUAAGGUCAAUAGUAUGUUCUAGGUUCGUUUCUGUUAAAGCUCUAUUAUAAUAAUAGCCUAAGGCUAUGUAAACAUUUUUAAUCCGUACUAAAAGUUAUUUUUAAUUUUUAUUGUAUUAUAGGCUAAAUUAUUCAAAUACUUAUAUAUUUUAAUAUUAAAUUCAUUUGUUUUAGGUGAAUAUCUUAAGGGUGGUUUUCAGAUCACAGUCUAUUAUAAUAAUGUAAUAUAAACUAAAUUUAUUCUGUUCCAUCAGUAAUUUAUUUUAUUAUGCAAUAUUAUCAAGGCUCUGUAGAGUAUUUUCCGACUAAGUCACCAUAUAAAGAUAAUCCAUUAUCAUACAUUUUUUUUUUAAAUAUUAUCAUCAGUUUAUUGUUUUUGUUAUCAACAACAUUUAUAUUAACAUUUCCAAAACUAAGCAGGUUAGUAAAAUUAUACCUGUGAGAAAAUCCUCAAAUUUGAUGAUUUUCUAAAUUUGUAUGUAAUCAAGUUUAAUUGUUCAUCAUUACGAAAUUUGAAUAUAUUUGUUUUUGCAGCUUAUAAUCUUGUUUUAUUAAAAAUAUUACACUUUUCAAUUUUCAAUAAAAAUUAAAAUCUUUAUUCCCCUAAUUUUGGCGAUUUUUUUAGUUCAUUUUUUUUUUUCUAAGAAUUUCAAACACUAAACAAUUAACUAAUAUAAUUCGGUUCGACUAAGUUCUUUAUUCCAGAUAUGUAACCAAGCAAUUUUCUUUCAAUUUUAAAUGUUUAAUAUAAACAGAAAGAACAGAUAGAUGUAACCUUAAAUAUUAAUAAUUUCGUAAUUAUAUAUAUGACUGUAUAUUGAAAUAUUAAAGCAUUUGUAAUUUGUUUGAACAAAGUAUUUCAUGUUUAUUUGCAAAGUAUCAAGUACUUUCGAUAUUAUAUUUAAUUUUGAAAACCACGAUUUUCUGACCUAACCUUCUGGCUAUAAUAAAUGUCAGAUAGAACAAUAUAUAACUCAAACAAUAAAUGAAAAAUCGGCAAAAUGAGCAAGGUUUAUACCUUGCUCAUGAAUUAACAAUAAUUUUUAAUCUCAUAUAUAAUACAAUCCAUUUUAUACUUAAAAAAUAUCAAAAACUAGCUAACUACUAAUAGGUCUUUAGUUUUUAAUGCUUCUUAAGGAAUUUCUAAAUAAUCAUCACCUAAAGAAUGAAUGCAAUAGAUUAUAGCGACAAAAACGUGUAAUGUGAAAAAACUUUGUAGCUGAGGCUGUGAUGUGUGCACUCAUUAAAGAAUUACAAUUCUAAUUGAUAUAAACAAAUAAAAAAACAUGAAAUAAAAUUUUUUGUAAAUACACAUAUGUAUGUAUAGAAAAGAGCUGAUUCGCGCAUGACAAUAUGUAGACGUUAAAAAAUUUAAAGAGAAAUUACAAUUUUUCCAUUUGCGUUUUUCUACUGGAAAUAUUUAUUUAAAUUAGUCGUUUACUGCGUAACUCGUAUCUACAUAUACUGUAUAUAGAUCGAAUUGAAAGUAUUAAAAAGGAAAUAGGAAGUAGUUUAAAGAGCGAGUAGUUUAAUUAUAUUAGUACUAAAUCGAAGCGAAUCUUUCGAAGAUUCGCUCUAAUUAAUUAGUAAUGCUAUUUAUCAUGAUUAAACUGUUAAACUGAAUAAAUAAAAUUAAUGUAUUUUUAAUAUAAACUAAAAA